AUGGCCGUCGCCGACUCCUCCCGUGUCCCCCGCGGUGACGUCACCGCCUCCCUCAACUACUACAACCCGCCCGCCGACAAGGCCGCCAUUCCCUUCAACUACGUCGACACGCCGCCCGCCGGCGAGCCAACCCGUAACUUCUCCGACGCCACGCACGACACCCGCAUCCACGACCUGCGUGCCGCCCCCGGCCUCGGCGCCGACUUCUCGCUCGACCGCGACGCCUUCCAGCUCCUCUCGCGCGUACCCCCCUCCAGCGAGCCCGACUUUGUCGACGACGACUCCAUCCGCCGCAACUACUACCCCGAGGUCGAGCGCCUGCUCCUCGACGCCAUCCCCGGCGCCGACCGCGUCCACAUCUUCGACCACACCGUCCGCCGCGCCGGCCCGGGCGCCCCCCGCGCCCCCGUCACCCGCGUCCACAUCGACCAGACGCCCCCCUCGGUCGCAAAGCGCGUCCGCCGCUACUUUCCCGACGAGGCCGACGACUUACUCCGCCGCCGCUACCGCAUCGUCAACGUCUGGCGGCCCCUGAACAAGGACCCCGUCGAGUCCUUCCCCCUGGCCUUUGCCUCCACCUCGACCCUCCGCGACCACGACGUAGUCCCAAUCCAGCACCGCUACCCGGACGGCUACCUCGGCGAGACGGCCGCCAUCCGCUACAACCCGGAGCAGAAGUGGUAUUACCUCAGCGGCAUGACGGGUGACGAGAGGCUGCUGCUCGAGUGCUUCGACAGCGAGUCCCUCAAGCCCGGCUCCAACAUCGGCGGCCGGGUGCCCCAUAGCGCCUUUGUCGACCCGAGAUCGCGCCCCGAUGCUGUCGGCCGCGAGAGCAUCGAGGUCCGUGCUCUCGUCUUCGGCCCGUAG
Molecule: messenger RNA, 867 nt
Organism: Hirsutella rhossiliensis
Lineage: Eukaryota; Fungi; Ascomycota; Sordariomycetes; Hypocreales; Ophiocordycipitaceae
Product: 7alpha-cephem-methoxylase P8 chain related protein
Exons: 1
Coding region: 1-867 (288 amino acids)
Molecular function (GO): oxidoreductase activity
Source: RefSeq, a predicted model, not a curated record